Molecule: messenger RNA, 1809 nt
Organism: Somion occarium
Lineage: Eukaryota; Fungi; Basidiomycota; Agaricomycetes; Polyporales; Cerrenaceae
Source: the annotation of a GenBank genome assembly
AACUGACUCUUCGGCAAUGUUCAUGUGUAAACGAAGAACUUGUCGAGAGGUUAUCAGGGGUCGUGGAGAGUGUCCAUUGGGACGCUGUGAAGUUGUAGUGGUUAUGCAUUCUGAUAUCGAUUGGUGCGCAGAAUCUGGUUUCAGAUUCGAGCCGAUUUCUAUACCCUAUGCUUGCGUGCCUUACAUUACGAUACGGAACGCAAGAGAGUAGGAGGUUUUCGCUCCAUGCUUUCGAGUUCUAAUGUUAUCGUUCAUGUCGCAUCAUGUUGUAUAAUCCGGAGGCUGUAGUUCUCAACAGCGUUCGAAACGUAUAAACACCAAUGCGACCAUGUAGACAGCAGGUCUUCAUUGAGCUCUGCACUCCGGCUUUCUUUAAACACGACACUCCUUUCCGUCUCGGCUCCUGCUCUAAGCCCCAAGAAACCACAUACCUCCUGAAGAUAACUAUGAUUUCCAUGACCACAUGUAUAGCUGCUAUCGGUCUCCUCGCUGCAGUAGAUGCAGCACUCACGCCCGACAACCUCGUUGCUCCAUCCAUCUCUGGAGCUCUUAGCGCUCUCAAGUACUCUCAUGUCGGAGGUCAAGGUACAUAUAACCAAGUUACCAAGAUGAUCAUGGGCGAAGGACUCUCUUGUCCUGCCAAUCCUUCGUGCGUCACCACGCCGAAGGAAGUCAGUGGAAACCUCGCGCCAUUUAACGAGGAGCUGACUUUCGCCUUGCGUGGUCCAUUUGACGUUUUCAAUAUCGCGGUUUACCAACCGGGGAAUGCGUCGGCAGCAACAUGGAAGAGAACGAGUUCUUGGGCGGUAGGAUCUCAGCCUGAGAAUCUUGUUUUCAUGAAUAACAAAGGUGGCGAUAAAAGUGGAGAGUGGGAUGCUUGUAACGGCAAUAGCCAGUCCUAUGCAAACGGGGAUUGGACCGAUGCUACAACGGCUCCUAACCAAGAAACCUACACCGGUCAUUUAUCCGGAACCAACGAAGUGAACAUUGUAACCGCCACGCAAUGCAAGGAUGUCCCAUGCGAUGGUUUUAGCAGAGGAACUGCUAGCCAUGGGUGGGCAGACUCCAAGCUCUUCGUUGUCGACUUCGAUAUGCCUUCCAACGGUACACAGAACAUGCCCGCCAUUUGGGCACUAAACUCCCAAGUUACCAAUUCCGCCCAAUACGGGUGUAACUGUCGUGGUAUGGGAGGAGACGGGGGGUGUGGCGAACUCGACAUCCUCGAGAUGCUUCCCUCCAAUACCAAACAGGGCAUCACCGAACUAUACUCCUUCAAGGGAGCAACAGGCUCGGGUGAUGGAGAUUUCUUCCCUCGUCCCGAUGGCGGUCGUGCCACGUACAUGGUGAUCUUUGACAUGCAGACGGAUCAAAUCGUCAUUCAACGUCUGGAGAGUUGGGAUUACUCGCAGACGCAAGUGCCCAGGAGCAUGAUAGAUGGAUAUCUAGGUGCACAGGCCAAGUUAGUUUCCUUUGCAACCAAUGCUCGUCGUGCUGAACGACGAAGGCCAUUUAUGCGUGCACAUCGCGAGUACCACCACUAGACACCAGUCUCUGGUUCUUUCGGGUGAUCUGGGUGACACUUCGUUUUGUCAGGGUCGACGAGAUCGACAUCGCCGAAUUCAACCGCUGGAGACGGUUCAUGUCCUCGUACCCUCCAUUACACAAAUGUCCAAGUUUGAACAUUAUGUGCUAAGCUUAAUCGAACCCAUUCAGAUCUUGAGCCACAAAAUGCGCAUGGCGCACGGUAUAGAAAUAGUGUUUCACUGGCUUUGACUGUCGCUCUGACUGAAAUAAGGAGCUUGUGUCUGU